Molecule: messenger RNA, 1050 nt
Organism: Vicia faba (fava bean)
Lineage: Eukaryota; Viridiplantae; Streptophyta; Magnoliopsida; Fabales; Fabaceae
Source: the annotation of a GenBank genome assembly
AUGGAUAUGCCGCCGCCGAUCAUGCACGACAGUGACCGUUACGACUUCGUUCGUGAUAUCGGAUCGGGAAAUUUCGGCGUCGCUAGACUCAUGACUGAUAAACUCACCAAAGACCUUGUUGCUGUCAAGUACAUCGAACGUGGAGACAAGAUUGAUGAAAAUGUUAAGAGAGAAAUAAUCAAUCACAGGUCUCUAAGACAUCCUAAUAUUGUUAGGUUUAAGGAGGUCAUUUUAACACCUACUCAUCUGGCCAUUGUAAUGGAAUAUGCAUCUGGAGGAGAAAUGUUCGAUCGAAUCAGCAAAGCGGGGCGUUUUACUGAGGAUGAGGCUCGUUUCUUCUUUCAACAACUCAUAUCCGGGGUCAGCUAUUGUCAUUCAAUGCAAGUAUGUCAUCGAGAUCUGAAGUUGGAAAACACGUUGUUGGAUGGAGACCCAGCACUUCAUCUGAAGAUUUGUGAUUUUGGAUACUCCAAAUCUUCGGUGCUUCAUUCACAGCCAAAGUCAACUGUGGGAACUCCUGCUUAUAUUGCUCCAGAAGUACUUCUGAAGCAAGAGUAUGAUGGAAAGAUUGCCGAUGUCUGGUCAUGUGGUGUAACCUUAUACGUGAUGCUAGUGGGGUCAUAUCCUUUUGAAGAUCCCGAUAAUCCGAAGGAUUUCCGGAAGACAAUUCAGAGGGUUCUCAGUGUCCAGUAUUCCGUACCAGACUUUGUUCAAAUAUCUCCUGAAUGUCGCGACAUUAUAUCAAGAAUCUUUGUUUUUGACCCUGCAGAGAGAAUCACCAUUCCAGAAAUAAUGAAGAACGAAUGGUUCCGAAAGAAUCUUCCUGCUGACUUGGUGAAUGAAAAUAUAAUGGAUAACCAAUUUGAAGAGCCAGAUCAGCCUAUGCAGAGUAUGGAUACGAUCAUGCAGAUAAUUUCAGAAGCUACCGUACCAGCAGCUGGGAGCUAUUAUUUUGACGAGUUUAUCGAAGUGGAUGAAGAUAUGGAUGAAAUAGACUCUGACUAUGAACUUGAUGUAGAUAGCAGUGGUGAGAUUGUAUAUGCCAUAUAA